This is a messenger RNA of Penicillium lagena, 1509 nucleotides long. RefSeq names its product sugar transporter. Gene Ontology annotation, cellular component: membrane. Lineage: Eukaryota; Fungi; Ascomycota; Eurotiomycetes; Eurotiales; Aspergillaceae. The coding region runs from base 1 to 1509 and encodes 502 amino acids. Gene Ontology annotation, biological process: carbohydrate transport; transmembrane transport. The transcript is spliced from 4 exons. The record is from RefSeq and is a predicted model, not a curated record. Gene Ontology annotation, molecular function: carbohydrate:proton symporter activity.
AUGGCUUCGUACCUGGGUCUGCGCGGAAUGCCCUUGGUGAUGGCCAUCACCUUGGCCUGCGCCACGGGGUUCCUUCUUUUCGGCUAUGACAAUGGCGUCUUCUCAGGCCUCACCACGGACCCAAUCUUCCUCGAGACAAUGGGCAACCCCAAUGCUAGUCUCUUAGGCUUUAUCGUAGCCGUCUACGAGCUUGGCUGUCUAGUCGGCGCUCUAGCCUCCGCCGUAUGGGGCGAGAGACUUGGUCGUCGCAUGCUGAUCGUUGUCGGCAGCGUCUGGCUGAUCAUCGGCACCGUCAUCCAGUGCACCUCCUACGGCCGGGCUCAGAUGAUCGUUGGCCGUAUCGUGACGGGCUUCGGCAUGGGUGGUAUCACCAGUGCGGUUCCUGUCUGGCAGUGCGAGUGCACGCCCGCGCCGAUCCGGGGACGCACUGUUGCUAUGGAGUUGUCGGCGCUGAUUGUUGGUAUUGUUAUUGCGUACUGGAUUGAUUAUGGGUGCAGUGGGUAUACGACUGGGUUCCAGUGGCGCUUUCCGAUUGCGUUCCAGAUUUUCUUUGCGCUGAUUUUGGUUGUUAUGUGCUUUUUACUGCCUGAAAGUCCCCGUUGGUUGGCGAGCCAGGGCAGACCCGAGGAAGCGCUGGAUAUUCUCUGUCUGCUGCGCGACGGUCAGCCUCAGGAUGAGAAUAUUCAAUUCGAGUAUACCGAGAUCAAGGAGGCUAUUGAACUCGAGGCCGAGGAGUCCGGCAGCUGGAAAGACUGUUUCACGGAUGGCGGCAUUAUGGGCUGGCAGCGUGUUGCCAUUGCGUGCAGUGCCCAAGCCUUGCAAGAAUUUACCGGAACAAACAUUAUAACGUACUAUGCACCUUAUGUCAUGGUGCACAGCGUUGGGCUGGAUUCUCGUCAAUCGCUGCUUCUGUCCGGUGGUCUCCAGCUUUUCUUCCUGGUUGCCUCCUUCAUUCCAUGGUUUAUCAUCGACAAAGUCGGCCGACGCAAACUAUUCAUGUUCGGCAGUUUCGGCAUGGGAGCCUGCCAACUAAUCGCAGGCCUCUGCAUCAUGGCCGGCGGCAAAGCGAACGGCAUCGCCGCCAUAACAAUGCUCUACCUAUUCCAGGGAUUCUUCACCUGGGGUUGGAUGUCAAACAUGUGGUCCUACCCGCCCGAAAUCCUGCCACUACGCACUCGCCAGCGCGGCGCGGCCCUCUCGGUGAUCUGGCAGUGGCUCAUCACCUUCCUGGUGGUUGAAAUCACGCCCGUGGGGAUUCAGAAUAUCGGCUGGAAGCUCUACGUUGUCUUCUGCAUUCUCAACUGGGCGACUAUUCCCAUUGUGUACUUCCUCUACCCGGAGACGGCGGGACGGACUCUUGAGAGUAUUGAUUUCUUGUUCGCCAAUCAGUCUAGCUUUAGGCAGGUGGUUAAGCUGAGCCAGCGGAAGGAUUUCGAUGAGUCCCCCGUCGCUCGCACUCGCGGGGCUCAGGUGCAAGAGAAGGCUGUGGAGGAGCAUGUUGAUGCUUAA